Messenger RNA from Penicillium griseofulvum, 1995 nucleotides. Its product is annotated as fungal specific transcription factor domain-containing protein. Gene Ontology annotation, cellular component: nucleus. The record is from RefSeq and is a predicted model, not a curated record. NCBI's taxonomy places the organism in Eukaryota, Fungi, Ascomycota, Eurotiomycetes, Eurotiales, Aspergillaceae. Bases 1 to 1995 code for a protein of 664 amino acids. Gene Ontology annotation, biological process: DNA-templated transcription; positive regulation of transcription by RNA polymerase II. The transcript is spliced from 4 exons. Gene Ontology annotation, molecular function: zinc ion binding; sequence-specific DNA binding.
AUGUCCAAAAGCGGUAUCAAAUCUCUGCUCACACUUUGCACAGUUGUCAUCGGUGUCAUGCCCAAAAGAUCAAAUGCUCCGGAGAAAAGCCAUGCUCGAAAUGCCGAGCUCUAUUUGGAGCAACUCCUAAAAGAUAGCCAAGAACUGCAUGAUCAACGACAUCGUUUGAAACAAGAAAGCCACUCAAGCAGACCAGAGGAGAAAUCUGGUCCCCAACAAGUCUAUGGGAAUGCAGCUGCGAACACCGAGCCCCUGGAACAGAGUAAUCUCCUCCUUGGUGAGAAGCCAUGGUUCCAAUCCAAUGACGCCUCAGUGGUCCCCCUUUAUAUUAGUGAAGCAACUUGCGCUGCUUUUGCCACUCGUCUGUGCCAGUCCUUGAAAGGGACAAACAUGCCAAUACCUCAUCUUCCAAGAUCACGUUAUACGGACGAGUUGGAAAUAUCGUCUUUAAUUCACACAGAUGUACAAUGGCCCGGUCUUGUGAGUGCUCAGCUAUUAGUGAAGACUGCACUUGGUCAUAUCAUCCCAAGUUUCCAUUUGGCAUUGAAAAAAGACACAUUGGACAUGCUCCAUGGCGUCUAUCAGAGAGGUGACUUUGAUAAUCCGAGUAUCAAGUGCAAAUACUUUGCUCUUUUUGCCAUCGCCCAAGUUUUUUCAACUCCCCAUGACCUCUCAGACACGUCGAGUGUACCUGGUUUGGCCUAUUUUGCCAAAGCGUGGAGCCUCAUCCAGAUCGCCCCCGAGCGACCAAGCAUGAUUCAUAUAGAAAGUUUGCUCUUGCUUGCCUUCUACUGUCAAUUCCUGAACCGCUUUCACUCCGCCUACGUUUUGAUUGGGAAUGCAUUACGACUCGGCCUCAGCAUCGGCCUAAAUUAUAACAUCCCACAAACCCAAAAUCUACACCCAGUGGCACGAGAACACCGUGUCCGGAUAUGGUGGACCAUCUACGUGCUUGACCGAUACUGGGGCUCAAAGUCAGGAUUUCCUGUGCAAAUUCACGACGAGGAUAUCCACGUCGACCCACCGUCCAUUUCAGCGUCUGAAACAUACCAUGACCAAUUUUCAGAUGCGGCUUACCAGGUGGCAGCAAUCGAACUUGCCAAAAUUAUUGGUGACACAACGGGAGAGAUAUACUGUCGAAAGAUUUCGGCUGAGACCUUCUUACACCGUGAACAGAGACUUCUAACUCAAUUGAAACAGUGGGUUCAGUCUCUUCCCGAUCAUCUGAGGCUUAGUACAGAAAGGCCAAAUGCAAAACAUACGGUUCAAAUGCAUCUUCAGUUCAAUUUUUGCGUCAUCCUGGCAAUUCGACCAGUCCUCCUCCAUGUCCUCACUCUGAAGACGAAAGAUCAAACCAACCAGUCCAUGGGCUCCGUUUCACCCAUCCUAAUCACAUUGAGUGAGGCGUGUAUACACGCGGCAAGACACUCGCUAGCGUUAUGUGUAAAUGAAUGGACCGGCGGAUCCCUAGCAGUAUUUGGCUACUCAUUCCCUGCCUUCCUCUUCUCUGCCGCAUUAAUUCUGGUGAUUUCAAGUCUUCUGCCACUCGGAGAUCCAAGCGAUUUGACAUCGGCCGAAACAGCAACGGAAAUCCUCAGGAAUCUCAGCUUAUCCGAUAAUCUCGCGUCAAGAGAUCUAUACGAGCGCAUGCAGCGCGUGCGACAGUGUCUUCACGAUAGCCAGAUAUACUCUACAUCGGGACUUUCUCACGGUACUAUAGACAACGUUGCCAAUCUUUUGCCGAUGGCUGAAGAAUCGAAUUCGGAAUCGUUACGAUCACACCAAAGUCGGAAUCCCCAAUCCACCAUGGGUCCUCUGGAAGAUCUGGGUCAUCCACUCUUUGAAUCGAGUGUCCCAUUCCUCACUACGGAAAUGGCUCUGCAUCAACCCACAAUGCUGGAUUUCCUGACUCAGUCUCAUGUGGAUAUUGGACUGCUUGAUCCAGUGGAAAUGUUUAAUGAUUUUGAUCUAGCCUUUUCAAUGUCGGAGAUUUGA